Messenger RNA from Telopea speciosissima, 5891 nucleotides. Its product is annotated as sister chromatid cohesion protein SCC2. Lineage: Eukaryota; Viridiplantae; Streptophyta; Magnoliopsida; Proteales; Proteaceae. Bases 304 to 5631 code for a protein of 1775 amino acids. The transcript has 28 exons. Gene Ontology annotation, cellular component: Scc2-Scc4 cohesin loading complex. The record is from RefSeq and is a predicted model, not a curated record. Gene Ontology annotation, molecular function: chromatin binding. Gene Ontology annotation, biological process: establishment of mitotic sister chromatid cohesion; establishment of protein localization to chromatin; regulation of gene expression.
AAGAAAGGGUAUUAUCGUAAAUUCACUAGAAUUCUGUCCAAGACUACAAAAGUCGUCUCCCGGAAAAUGCUCUCGCCGAAAAAUAUCCCAAUUUUGCCUUCUCCCCCUUCGCCUUUCCCCGCCAAUUUUCUUUUCCUUUUCAACUCCGUUUCUCUCGUUCUAGGGUUCUUUUGUGUCUUAAAUAACUAUCAAAAACCCUAUUAUUUUUGCUGUGAAACAAAAAAUUUCUUCACUUGCAGUUCGAAUUUGAUAGCGGCGAAUGCUGAUCGAUGUCUCUAUGUGAUUUGUCACUUCGUCUAAUCGAUGACAAGCUCCGGCGCUUCGAACCACCGAAGUUUCGGCCCUGAGAAGGCUUGCCGGCUUACGAAUACUGUACACUCGGAAGUUGCACCUUGCUUGCCUUUGCCAUCACUUCCGGUUUUCUGUGGAGCUGUUGAUCACGAGCUUCGACUGUUCGAUGAAUCGAGUGGUGCUUCGUCGUUGGAUAGGAAGGAUGUUCUUGCUCAGGCUAGUAAGAUUGCUGAUCUGCUCAGAGACACUGAUGUUUCUUACCUGAACCUUAGAGAUUCCACAAAUCCUCCUGUGUACAGCUCUGCAGAGGCAGCAGAGCAUUCUGUGCUUUUUAACAAAGUUCUCCAGCACAAUUCUGAAGCCUUUGAGUAUUCUGUUCCAGGUCUUAUCCAGGAGCCAACGUGUAGUAGUUCAGCAUAUGAGAAGGAACCUUUCCAACAAAAUGCUCCCAUUGUUAGUCAAGCACAAAGAGAUUAUGGAGAAAAUUCUAAUCAUUCCUUGGGCAGGAAUGUUGUUAAUGAUAUACCAAAUUCGGUUUCUUCAAAGAAACCCAAAGUCAGGAAGAAAGGAAGUGACGACAUCUCUUUCCCAAGUGGACCGGAUUCUUCCGAGAUCCAAGAUGGUAUCAUCAAAGGCUUUUGCAAGGUGGUGGAGGACUUAUGUUCAAGAGCAGAAUCCCUUAAUGAUGAUGAGGAUGAAGCGGAAUGGACUUCAUUGCCUCUUGCUGAUCUUAAAAUGCUUGGAAAUGAAGUCAUUUCUAUCUGUGCAAAGAAAAUUCUACACUUGGUUCCUGUGGAUAAUCUUGUAAAACUUCUAGAUGUUCUGGAUCGUCAAAUUCGUCGUGCAGAAGGAUUGUCCAUUGUUGAAAAUGAAACUGAUGAAUCGGAUAUUGUCUCGGUGGUUAUGUGUGGAUUGGAGUCCACUCAUGUGGCUUUAGCUGUGAUGGCUCAUCAUGACAUGCCAAAGCAGCUCUACAAAGAAGAGAUCAUUGAAAGAAUUAUGGACUUCUCUAGGCAUCAGAUCAUGGAAUGCAUGUCAGCUUGUGAUCCAUCAUACCGUGCACUGCAUAAACCGAGUGAAAAUGGAGCGCUUGGGGGGGAGGAUGAUGAAGAAACAGAUACUGAAUUUGGUUCUGCAAACAAGAAGCGACGAAGUAUUAAGAGUGUUAAAAUGAAGAAGUCAAGCCUUAACAAGGUUUCUGCUGCUGUAAAUACGCUUCUUCAGAAACUUUGCACCAUUCUUGGUUUCCUUACGGAUCUUCUGUCAAUAGAGCGCCUAUCAGAUAGUUGCAUCCUACAGUUGGUUAAGACAAGCUUUGGAACCUUAUUGGUGGAUAACAUCCAGCUCUUGCAGUUGAAGGCCAUCAGUUUAAUCUGCGGGGUAUUUUCUUCAUACACACAGCAUAGGAAUUUUUUGAUAGAUGAAACAGUGCAGUUGCUUUGGAAGCUACCAUCUUCUAAGCGAGCUCUUAGGACUUACCAUCUACCGGCUGAAGAGCAAAAGCAGAUACAGAUGAUCACUGCCUUGCUGAUUCAGUUAGUUCAGUGUAGUGCAAACCUUCCCAAAGCAUUGAGGCAAACACAAAAUGGCAGUCGAAUCUUGGAGGUUUCAAUUGAUGCUAGUUUUCCAACCAAAUGCCAUGAAGCUGCCACAGAGGCAUGUUGUCUUUUUUGGUCUCAUGUUCUUCAGAGACUUACUACUGCAAAAUCUCAUGAAGCAUCUGAGUUGAAGUUGAUAUUAGAGAAUUUUGUUAUGGAUCUUCUUACAACGUUGAACUUACCUGAAUAUCCUGCUUCUGCUCUUAUUCUUGAGGUUCUAUGCGUCUUAUUGCUCCAAAAUGCUGGACUUAAAGCCAAAGAUAUAUCUGCACGUUCCAUGUCCAUUGACCUUCUUGGAACAAUUUCUGCGAGGUUGAAACGGGAUGCUGUCCUCUGCCGUACAGAUAAGUUCUGGAUUGUACAGGAGUUGGCUGAUGGAGACACAGACGAUCAUGAGUAUCCAAAUGAUGUUUGUUCUGUUUGUCUUGAUGGAAGGGGUGGGAAGUUGUCAUUUGUAUGUCAUUCUUGUAAGAGAUUGUUUCAUACAGAUUGCAUGGGGGUAACAGAACAUGAAGUUCCUACCUGUGGCUCGUACUGUCAGUUUUGCCUCUGUAAGAAGCAACUAAUUGUUCUACAAUCAUAUUGUAAAUCGCAGAGCAAUGAAUCCAUAGAUGAUGGAAAAAAGAGUCAACAUGUGUCAGAAAGAACUUCUGAAACUUCAGAACCAAUUACAAAAUUGGAGAUUGUUCAACAAAUGCUUUUGAAUUACCUCCAGGAAGCCAGUUCUGCAGAUGAUGCAUAUCUUUUUACUCGCUGGUUCUAUCUUUGCCUAUGGUUCAAAGAUGACCCCAAAUCACAGGAGAAGUUAAUUUACUAUCUUAGUAGACUUAAGUCAAAAGCAAUUGUGCGGGACUUUGGCACUCUUUCUUCAUUACUAAGAAGGGAUUCGGUGAAAAAGAUAUCUUUAGCAUUGGGGCAAAAUAAUUCUUUCUCGAGAGGAUUGAAUAAAAUUCUUUACUUGCUUCUGGCAAGUUUAGGAGAGAACUCUCCUAUAAUAAGGGCCAAAGCAAUGCGUGCGGUUAGUAUAAUUGUUGAAGCUGAUCCGGAGGUUUUGUGUGAGAAAAAUGUUCAAUUGGCUGUUGAAGGAAGGUUUUGUGACUCUGCAAUUUCUGUUCGGGAAGCUGCUUUGGAACUUGUUGGUAGGCAUAUUGCUUCACAUCCGGAUGUUGGAUUGAAGUAUUUUGAAAAAGUUGCGGAGAGAAUAAAGGAUACUGGAGUCAGUGUUCGCAAACGAGCUAUCAAAAUAAUCAGGGAUAUGUGUACUUCCAAUGCAAACUUUUCAGAAUUCACAAGUGCCUGCAUUGAGAUAAUUUCUCGUGUUAGUGAUGAAGAAUGUAGUAUACAGGAUCUUGUCUGCAAGACAUUUUAUGAGUUCUGGUUUGAGGAGUCUUCUGGAUUCCAUACUCAGUUUGUUGGAGAUGGUAGUUCUGUUCCAUUGGAAGUUGCAAAAAAGACUGAGCAGAUUGUUGAGAUGUUGAGGAAGAUGCCAAAUCAUCAACUUCUUGUGACAGUCAUAAGGCGCAAUCUUGCACUUGAUUUUUUUCCACAAUCUGCUAAAGCUGUUGGAAUUAACCCUGUCUCACUUGCAUCGGUACAUAAACGUUGUGAGUUAAUGUGCAAAUGCUUAUUGGAAAGGAUAUUGCAGGUAGAGGAAACAGUUCAUGAAGAUGUGGAAAUGCGUGCACUUCCUUAUGUGUUGGCUUUGCAUUCAUUUUGUGUUGUGGAUCCAACUCUCUGUGCACCAGCUUCUGAUCCAUCACAGUUUGUGGUUACUCUGCAGCCAUACCUUAAGAGCCAGGCUGAUAAUCGAGCAAUAGCACAACUGCUGGAGAGUAUAAUCUUUGUAAUUGGGGCUGUUCUACCGAUGCUCAGAAAGCUUCCUCAAAGUGUUAUUGAAGAACUUGAACAAGAUCUGAAGCAGAUGAUUGUUCGGCAUUCAUUCUUGUCAGUUGUCCAUGCUUGCAUCAAGUGCCUUUGCUCACUGAGUAAAGUAGCGGGGAAAGGUGCAAGUUUAGUUGAAUACCUAAUUCAGGUUUUCUUGAAACGCUUGGAUGCCCUUGGAGUUGAUAAUAAGCAGCAAGUUGGUCGGUCACUUUUCUGUCUGGGGCUGUUAGUCCGAUACGGCAACGAGUUACUGGUUUCGUCAAAUAACCAAAAUAUAGAUGUUAUUAAGAGCCUGAGCUUGCUAAAAAAAUAUCUUUCUUCAGAGGAUUUUGUCAUAAAGGUCCGAUCAUUACAGGCAUUAGGUUUUGUUCUGAUCGCUCGGCCUGAGUAUAUGUUGGAGAAGGAUGUCGGGAAAAUAUUAGAAGCAUCACUAUCGUCAGGUUGUGAUGCUCGUCUUAAGAUGCAGUCAUUGCAAAACCUAUAUGAAUAUCUUCUUGAUGCUGAGAGCAAGAUGGAAUAUGAGAAGACUGCCAAUAAUGUGGUCCACCAUCCUGAAGGUGGUGGUCAAAGCGUCCCUGUUGCUGCUGGCGCUGGUGAUACUAACAUUUGUGGUGGAAUAAUUCAAUUGUAUUGGAAUAAUAUCUUGCAUAGAUGCUUGGAUGUGAAUGAACUAAUUCGUCAGUGUGCCCUUAAGAUUGUGGAGGUUGUGCUACGACAAGGUCUGGUUCACCCAAUUACCUGUGUUCCAUACCUUAUAGCACUUGAAACAGAUCCACAGGAGGCAAAUGCAAAGCUGGCACAUCACUUGCUAAUGAACAUGAAUGAGAAGUAUCCUGCCUUUUUUGAAAGCCGUUUAGGUGAUGGACUUCAGAUGUCCUUUGGUUUUAUCCAUUCCAUUACUGGCAACUCUCUUGAAUGUUCCAAUCAAAAUAAAGUACCUGGAAACCUGAAGGGGCGAUCUGAUAGUAUUUCUUUCAGUUAUGCAAAACUUGGAGUUUCUCGAAUCUACAGGCUUAUUCGGGGAAAUCGUGUUUCUAGAAACAAAUUUAUGUCCUCAGUUGUGCGUAAAUUUGAUUCUCCAUCUGGGAACCAUUCAUUGAUCCCCUUCCUGAUGUACUGCACAGAGAUCCUCGCUUCCCUGCCAUUCACUAUACCGGAUGAACCUCUUUACUUGAUCUACACUAUAAAUCGAGUCGUACAAGUUCGGGCUGGGGCACUUGAGGCUACCAUGAAAGCCUUUAGUUCACAUUCCAUGCAAAUGGAUACACAUUCUGUUCCUAUUGAAAAUGGGUUAAUUCAGAAAGAUUUGACUGGCCACCCCAUUUCUUAUCACACUAUUCCUGUGGACACAAAAGGGCAUUCUAUGACCUCACCUUCUUCUAAUGAAAUCUCUGAAGACGACCUGCAAAAAAUCCAGGCUGAAUGUCACGCUGCAACUGCUUUGCAACUCCUUUUGAAGCUAAAGAGACACAUAAAAAUUGUAUAUAGUCUAAAUGAUGCCCGAUGUCAGGCAUUUUCUCCAAAUGAACCUCUAAAACCAGGGGAAGUUCUAUCGAAGCAGAACGUUCCCUUUAACAUCAGUGAAACGCGCACCAAUUUUCCUGCUUCUUAUGAAGAAGUGAUCGAGAGAUACCAGGAACUCAAGGCUGCAUUGAAGGAAGACACUGUUGACUACUCCACCUACACAUCUAGUGUGAAGAGGAGGCGCCCUCCAGCGCGGAACUCCAGAGGUGGAAAAUCUGUCCGUGAGCCAAGUGCAUAUGAUGGAGAUGGUGACAUUUAUGAUGAAGAUUGGACUAGUUCAGCGCGAAGGGUGAACUACAGUGCCCGGAGAGGCAGUGGCAGUAGAGUGAGGUAGACAAGGUUGGUAAGUAUAAUUAGUAGCUGACAUGUAUAUUAUGUAGGAUGUAAGGAAGCAGAAAAAGGAAAAGAUUAAAAAAGAAAAAGAAAAGGAAAAAGAAAACUAGAAAUAGGAUGAAGGAAGGUGGUUAGGGGCCACUUAAUUUUUGUUGGCUAAAAUAGUUAGGGUAGUGAUCUCUGUAGCUGUAUCCUCCUUUCAUUUGCAAUGCACCUUACUAAUUGUAACCCCAUUUUUGUCAAUGAAAAUUCAUUUGCAUU